AUGAGUUUGGUGGCAGGGUCAUACGAGCGUUUCAUUUGGGGCUACAAACUGAACCGUUCACUAACCCUAACCUCACUCUUCUCCUUCCCCUCCAACCUCUCCACCAUCAAAACCGUCGCCGUCGGCGGCACCGUCGCGGUCUCAGGCGGCAACGACGACUGCGUCAAAAUCUACGACCUUGCCUCCUCUUCCGAGGUAGGAUCCUUCCACCAAUCCGCCUCCGUCACAUCCGUCGCCUUCUACUCCCCACCUUCCCUCUCCUCCCUCCCGCGGAACCUCCUCGCAGCCGACGCCAAUGGCUCGGUCUCCAUCUAUGACGCCGACCCCUUCAUGCUGCUCAAAUCCGUCAAAAUUCACAAAAAAACGAUCAAUUCGAUGUCCGUGCAUCCCUCGGGUAAGAUAGCGCUGACCGUCGGCCACGACCAGUGCAUGGCGCUGGUCAAUUUGGUGCGAGGAAGACGGAGCUUCUACUGCAAGAUCGGCAAAGAAGCGUCGCUUGUGCAAUUCGAUGAAAGCGGCACUGAAAGGGGUCGUCGCUGA
Messenger RNA from Salvia splendens (bonfire salvia), 540 nucleotides. RefSeq names its product p21-activated protein kinase-interacting protein 1. The transcript has a single exon. Gene Ontology annotation, molecular function: protein binding. NCBI's taxonomy places the organism in Eukaryota, Viridiplantae, Streptophyta, Magnoliopsida, Lamiales, Lamiaceae. The coding region runs from base 1 to 540 and encodes 179 amino acids. The record is from RefSeq and is a predicted model, not a curated record.